Molecule: messenger RNA, 1272 nt
Organism: Radiomyces spectabilis
Lineage: Eukaryota; Fungi; Mucoromycota; Mucoromycetes; Mucorales; Radiomycetaceae
Exons: 2
Coding region: 1-1272 (423 amino acids)
Source: RefSeq, a predicted model, not a curated record
AUGAAGAAAAACAAGUCUUACUCGUUUAUACACGUUCAUCCCACAUCAAAUUUUGCUGCCACGCGAUCUCGUGCCAAUCAUCACUUGAAACAAUGGUACAAAGCAACCAAAGAAGUUGCCAAGGAGCACCGCGAUCGACUGGUCAAUGUUGUUGGAAAGCCAACGCAAUGGCUUCGCAGACAUCCAUCCCAAUUCGACGCUUGUUCCACCAAAAGUGCGCCUUCCAAACUUCAGGGUCGCUCUGUCUCCAUUAACCCUGACAACUUUUCACUCUCGUCUUCGUGUCAAAUCGAUUCUCCAACGCUAUCUUCGUCCAUUAAUUCAUCCAUUUGUUCCACUGACGAAUCCCCGCACGAUCUCGGCAUCGUCACUCUUCCUCCCACACCUCUUUUAACACCGCUUCUCCACAGCCAUGAUUCUUCAACCGUAUAUGCUUCUUCUGUGGUGUCGCUUUCUACUUCGUCACCUACCGUGUCUGAAUAUCCAGCACAGUCUAGCUUGGAUUGUGAAUGCAACCCAAUUUCCAUAUCCACAACGGAUUUAUCCCCCAUUACCGCAACUUUGCCAUCGUCAUUGCCUUGUUCUCCUGUAUCGUUAUCGGACCAUGCAUGCGUUCCUGCGCCUUGCUCACCUCCUUCACCUUCCCCCUCGUCGGCAGCUGUAUCCGCCCGGCCGCACUCGGUGGUCGUCCAGGCUUUGAUUCUAUGUGCCACGGUUCACGAAAUCAUUCAGCAAGUUAUCCUUACCAUGUAUAUACUCGCUUAUAUUGCGUUUUUUACAAUGUUGCUCCAUCUGCUUGUUUCCGUUCCGCUACCGCGGACAACUCCAAUGCAACCCGGUUCUCCUCGCCGAAUUAUCGAUUCCACCGAAUCACAGACUCACAUGGCCCAAAGAGACCCAACGACUAUUGCAACCGUGACCAGCGUGAACCAUGUUGGAAAUCCAAGCCAGAAAACUACCUACUCUACCCAUUUCGUCACAAAUAUUUACGGUAUCCAAUCGCUCCGUCCUGAGAUUCAAGAGUUGUGGAAAACACAUAACUUGAUCCUUCAAAGAACCUACGGUCAACGCAUGCAGCCUUCGAAAAGAGCCACACCCUGUGCACGAACAGUUGCCGUCGAACCUACAGGUCGACAUCCGGCUCUCAUGAAUUUGAUUAAAGAUGUCCUCAAGUACACCAGUACAAACACCAUUUAUUCCAGUCAGUUUAAGCACGUUGCUGAGCAACUGAAUGCUUACAUCGAAACUGUUCCCUCCGAAUUGCAUCGUUAA